AAAUGCUGUCCUAUCUGUGGUAAAUACUUGCAACGAGACUUGACCAGACACUUGCGAAUCCACCAGGAGAUAGGCAGGUUCAAGUGUAUUUUUCCCAAGGAGUCCUGCUCCCACAAGACAGGAUAUUUUAACAGACCCUACGACUUCAAGAAGCAUUUGCUUCAUUGCCACUUCCAGUUCUUCGAUUACAAUGCCACCAAGUUGAUCAAGCUCUCUGAAAAGGAAGAACAGAUUGGCGUGUGUUUGUCUUGUGGCCUACGGUGCAAAGCUGGCUACUGGCUCAACAAACAUGUUCUCUGUGCUGACUGUCCAGAAAAAUGCCCCAUUUUA
Molecule: messenger RNA, 330 nt
Organism: Ascoidea rubescens DSM 1968
Lineage: Eukaryota; Fungi; Ascomycota; Saccharomycetes; Ascoideales; Ascoideaceae
Exons: 1
Source: RefSeq, a predicted model, not a curated record